AUGAAAUUUUGUUUUAAGCUUUUGCCUGCUGUCCAAUCCCAACCAGAUUCAAACAAUCCUAACUCUGCUGAUUCUGAGACUAAAUUAAAAUCAUUAAAUAAUUUGUCUCAAGCAUCAGAACAGCAUAAUCCGCAAAAUUCCUUUAAACAACAGCCGCCUCAACAAAAAAUGGCAAUAGCAGCAGCUACAGCAGCGGCAGCUUCUAUGGAAUUUUUACAGAGAGUUAGGCUCUUCCAGCAACACUUGACAAACAAUGGCAGCCAAAUGAUACAUAAUUCUAAUACAAGACAAAUCCCUUCAAAUAACUAUAUUAAUUCCCUUAAUUCUGGGUAA
Messenger RNA from Meloidogyne enterolobii, 333 nucleotides. NCBI's taxonomy places the organism in Eukaryota, Metazoa, Nematoda, Chromadorea, Rhabditida, Meloidogynidae. The record is from the annotation of a GenBank genome assembly.